This is a messenger RNA of Microthlaspi erraticum, 5250 nucleotides long. The record is from the annotation of a GenBank genome assembly. NCBI's taxonomy places the organism in Eukaryota, Viridiplantae, Streptophyta, Magnoliopsida, Brassicales, Brassicaceae.
AUGGAUUCUUCUUUUUCCCUCCUUAGGAUCUGUGCUGCUGCAAUAAAUUUCUUCAUGAUCUUGGGCACGCUCUUAUUUUUUCUUCAUAAUAAAAAAUCCAGAUCCGAUACACAAAACAAACCAACGGCUUCUUCUUCUUCUUCUUCACCUGCUUCAUCUCCGAAUUGGAUACACCAAGUCUUCGUGAGCUUCACCGGGGAAGAUGUCGGCGGAUCCGUUCUCAGUCGCAUUCAGAAGGAGUUCAGCAGAGAAGGUAUCGAGCCAUUCAUUGAUAAUGGAAUCAAUAAGAGCAAUUCGAUCGACGCUGACCUCAGAGAAGCAAUCAGAGGAUCGAGAAUCGCCAUUGUCAUGCUCUCGAGAAACUACGUUUCCUCGCUGCGGUGCCUUAGCGAGCUGGUGGAGAUAAUAAAUUGCAAGAGAGAGUUGAGUCAACAAGUGGUGCCAAUCUUUUAUCAAUUGGAUCCAAUUGACGUAAGAACGCAGACGGGAGAUUUUGGGGAAGCCUUCAAGAGAACAUGCGUGGGUAAAACGAAGGAGGACAUUGGAAGAUGGAGUCAAGCUUUGGAAGAAGUGGCAACAAUCGCUGGUUACAAUUCACGCAACUGGGAUGAUGAAGAGGAUAUGCUCGAAAAUAUAGCCUCUGAUAUUUCCAACAUUUUGAAGAAUUCAACUCCAUCAAGUGAUUUCGAAGGAUCUGAUGGCUUACUACGACAUGCCGUCUUCAUCUUCUGCGCAGAUGCAUUACAGUACUCCUUGGCCAGCCAUCUCUCCGUGGAUUUCCGCCGGAAACGUAUUGCUGCAUUUGUGAACAGGACUGUGGAUGUGAUUGACGGAGCUACCGCUUAUGUGGUGGUUUUCUCCAAGAGCUACUUGUCCUCCGCCUCAUGCCUGGACAACCUCGUGAGGGUUCUUCAAUGCUGGAGGAAAACCGGCCAGCUGGUGGUUCCAGUUUUCUAUGGCAUUAGUCCAUCAGAUGUGUUGGUGGUGCAGGAGCAGGAAUCAGCAGAUCGGAUAAGAGAAUGGACUAGUGCGCUCCAAGAACUGAUGCAAUUUCCAGGCCACCAGUCAAGGGAGGAAAGUAGUGAGUGCCAAGUUGUGGAAGAGAUUGUCGAACAUGUGUGUGAAAAACUCUUUCCUACGGAACAAAUUGGGAUCAACUCGAGGCUGCUGGAGGUAGAACAGUUGCUUUGCAAGCAACCAUGGGGUAUCCGCCGGAUAGGAAUUUGGGGUAUGCCUGGCAUAGGCAAAACUACACUUGCUAAAGCAGUUUUUGACCAGAUCUCUGGAGGUUAUGAAGCUUCUUGUUUCAUCAAACACUUUGACAAAGCUUUCCACGAGAAGGGUUUUCACCGUUUGUUGGAGGAACAUUUUGGGAAAAUUUUGAAGGAAUUGCCUCGUGUGUGCAGUAGCAUUACAAGGCCUAGCCUUCCCGGGGACAAAUUGUGCAAGAAGAGAGCUCUUGUUGUUCUUGAUGAUGUGCACAAUCAUUUAGUUGCCGAGUCUUUUCUCGGGGGAUUUCACUGGUUUGGUCCGGGAAGCCUAAUUAUCAUAACCUCCAGAGACAGACAAGUGUUCCGCCUUAGUCGGAUCGAUCAUGUGUAUGAGGUUCAGAGCUUAAAUGAUAACGAGGCUCUGCUGCUACUCUCUCAGAGUGCAUUUGGGAAAGAUAUAAGAGAACAAAAUCUGUUGGAACUAGCAAAGGAAGUGAUUGACUAUGCUAAUGGAAAUCCAUUUGCUCUCAGGUUUUACGGAAGAGAGCUUAAGGGAAAGAAACUAUCAGACAUUGAGACUACAUUCCUCAAACUCAGACAACCUACUGCGUAUAAGAUCCAUUAUUUAUUCAAGAGCAGCUACGAAACACUCAAUGACAACGAGAAGAACAUUUUUCUGGACAUUGCUUGUUUCUUCGAGGGAGAAGAUGUUGACUAUGUGAUGCAACUGCUUAAGGGCUGUGGUUUUUUUCCACAUGUUGGGAUUGAUGUUCUUGUGGAGAAGUGUCUGGUCACUAUUUCAGAAAACAGAGUGAAAAUGCAUAGAAUGAUCCAAGACUUUGGCAGAGAAAUAAUCAACGGAGAAACAGCACAGAUCGAGAGGCGUCGCAGACUGUGGGAGCCUUGGACCAUCAAGUUUCUACUUGAAGAUGACAAACUUGAAGCAAAUGGAUAUCCCAAAGCAACCUGUAAACGCGUUUUGGGCACUGAAGACAUUGAAGGCAUAUUUCUGGAUACAUCGAAUUUACUCUUUGAUGUGAAGCCCACUGCUUUUGAUGAUAUGCUUAACCUUAGAUUCCUGAAGAUUUACUGUUCCAAUCAUGAAAACGAGUAUGGACUCCGCCUUCCAAGAGGACUUGAGUCUCUGCCUUAUGAGCUUAGACUUCUCCACUGGGAGAAUUAUCCUUUGCAAUCCUUGCCACAAGACUUUGACCCAUGCCACCUUGUUGAACUCAAUAUGUCUCACAGUCAGCUUCAGACACUUUGGGGAGGAACCAAGAACCUCGAGAAGUUGAAGACGUUUAAGCUUUGUCAUUGCCAACAGCUGACUGAGAUUGAAGAUCUUUGUAGAGCUCCAAAUACCGAGUUUAUUGAUCUCCAAGGCUGUACAAAAUUGCAGAGAUUCCCAGCCACAGGUCAAUUACAGCAUCUCAGAGUUGUAAAUCUUUCAGGUUGCACAGAGAUCACAAGUCUCCCAGAGGUUUCACCAAAUAUCGAGGAACUACAUCUCCAGGGAACUGGCAUAAGCGAGUUACCAAUAUCUAUCGUGGAUUACAUCUCCCAGCAAGAUAAUUUGAACCGAGAGCUUUCCAAUCUUCUAACAGAAUUCUCAGGUGUUGCAAAUGCUUUGAAGCUCGAGAAAUUAACAGGCAUGGUCCAAGUCGUUUCGUCAUAUCAGCAUCUUGGCAAACUUGUUUUCCUGAAUAUGAGAGACUGUUAUCAUUUGCAAAGUCUGCCUCACAUGGUUGAUUUAGAAUCUCUGGAAGUUCUUGAUCUGUCUGGCUGCUCGGAGCUCAAGAGUAUUCAGGGAUUCCCACGAAACCUGAAAGAGCUAUAUCUUGUUGGCACUGCCGUGAAAGAACUUCCACCGCUUCCCUCAAGUAUAGAACUCUUGAAUGCACAUGGUUGUGUGUCUCUUAUAUCAAUUCCUAUUGGUUUCGAGAGACUCCCUAGGUAUUAUACGUUCAGUAAUUGCAUUGCUCUUUCUGCACAAGUGGUCAGCGAAUUUGUAAAGAACGCUCUGACUAAUGUAGAACGCAUCGCCAGAGACAAUCAGAUGGAACUCAACAAAUCUCUGGCUUUCAGUUUCGCUGUGCCUUCACCUGCAAGUAAAAAGUUCACUUGUGAUCUGCAACCAGGGUCUACUGUGAUGAUACAACUGGGUUCUUCUUGGAGAUCCACGCUCGGCUUUGCUAUUUUAGUCGAACUUUCAUUUCUGGAGGAUUUCCACGAGGCUGGUGGUUUUAGCAUUAGUUGUGUUUGCAGAUGGAAAGACGAGGAAUUCAUCUCUCAUAGCCUGGAAAAAAGCUUUCAUUGUUGGACUCCAGAGGAAGGUGUUCCGAAAGAUCACAUGUUUGUUUUUGGUGAUCUCAAUAUGCAUCCGAGUGAAGGAAAUGAUCCCAGUAUAUUGGCUGAUCUUGUCGUAUUUGAAUUCUUUACUGUGGACAAGCAGGAGAAGCUUCUAUAUGAGAGCUGUACAGUGACGAAAUGUGGAGUCCAUGUGAUCACUGCUGCAAAUGGAGAUGCAAGUUCUAACAUAGCUCAACCAUUUUCGUCCUCGGAUUCCCUGCAACAGAGUUGUGAUAAUGAGGUUGAAGAAGUAUUGAGGGUCAUCUUUGAUGGCUUAGACGAGAAUGACAGACAUUUGUUUUUUUACAUUGCAUGUCUGUUCAAUGACAAUGAAUCUGCUUUCCUGGCACGGCUUAGAGCUAGCAUUGGCUUGGGGAAUAGUUCUAGGCUCAACUUAUUAGCCAAAAAGUCUCUCAUACAUAUAACUCCCUAUGGUAUUAUAGUGCCGCAUUGUUUAGAGAAACUUGGUCUACUUGAGAAACUUGGUUUACUUGAGAAACUAGCCUCGACGAACCACCACAGCAAUGAAACAGAGUUCUCCUUCUCGUACACGGCAACAACCACCGCGACGUCAUGCAGCAGCGUCGAAAGACGGAGCCAAUUCUCUGAGGCGGUGAGCGAGUGUUCCACUGGGACUAUGAGUAAUUCCGGUCUGUUACUGGAAUCGCCAAAUCUCAAAGUGUACACCUUUCUGGAUCUAAAGACGGCAACCAAGAAUUUCAAACCGGAUUCAAUGUUGGGUCGAGGAGGUUUCGGGACAGUUUACAAAGGUUGGGUCGACGCGAAGACUCUUGCUCCGUCUAAAGCCGGUUCCGGUAUGACCGUCGCAGUCAAAAGAUUGAAUUCCGAGAGUUUUCAAGGAUUUGCUGAGUGGCGAUCAGAGGUGAACUUCUUGGGGACGCUUUCACACCCAAAUCUGGUCAAGUUAUUGGGAUACUGUCGUGAAGACAAAGAGCUCCUGCUUGUCUACGAGUUUAUGCCCAAAGGGAGCCUUGAGAAUCAUCUUUUUCGACGAAACGAGCCUUUUCCUUGGGAGCUAAGGAUGAAGAUUGUGAUCGGAGCAGCUCAUGGCCUUGCGUUUCUACAUAGCUCACAAAGAGAAGUCAUCUGUAGAGAUGUCAAAGCCUCCAAUAUACUUCUCGACUCGAAUUAUGAUGCAAAGCUUUCGGAUUUCGGAUUAGCAAAGCUAGGGCCAGCACAUGAGAAGUCUCACGUUACGACUAGGAUCAUGGGCACACAUGGUUACGCUGCUCCUGAAUAUAUGGCAACAGGCCAUUUAUACGUUAAGAGUGACGUGUACGCAUUCGGUGUGGUCUUACUAGAAGUAAUGACCGGACAAAGAGCGCACGACACGAAACGGCCUUACGGACAAGAGAAUUUAGUCGACUGGUUAAGACCAGAUCUCUCAAGCAAACACAAAGUGAAACGACUAAUGGACAAAGGAAUCGAAGGUCAAUACACAACCAAAGUGGCGACCGAAAUGGCACGCAUCACUCUUUCUUGUGUCGAGCCAGACCAGAGGAACCGACCGCACAUGAAGGAUGUUGUAGACGUGCUCGAACACAUCCAACGGAUUAACGUCGUCCCAGGACGUUCCUCCACUAAACCGGCCGUUUCUAGCUCUACCCAGUCGUCAGCACGAACCAAAUCCUCUUCCGCAAAUGUUUCAAACUGGUGGUCCUUUCGGUAG